AUGACGUCUGUUUCAACUGCUUCGCAACAGGGCACUGGAAAUCCAACUGUCCAAAGGGAAAGGCCACACAAAGUCAAUGAUAAGUAUAAAGUGCCCACAAGACGGAUCGAUGACACAAUUGGUUUAUUACAGAAACUAGUAAAGAGUUUUCCUAGAGUGACGGCCAGAGAGUUAGCGAGAGCGGUGGGGAAAAUUAUCUCAAUGUCACCGAUUAUGGAUAUAUUCAAAACGGGAAGGUGGUGUGAUAGCGCACGGAUUGAAGAUCAGCGGUUACAACAAUUAAGGGAUAUGUUACCAACAUUCUGUCUUAAAUCAAGAGCAGAGAACACGUUAACUCAAUACAGAAAUGAAGAUAAAGAAGAAAACCAUGUAUUUAGAUUUGUGUAAUAAGUAAACUGCACUUCAGAGCGCUCCACAUCCUAA
Messenger RNA from Magallana angulata, 423 nucleotides. RefSeq lists its product as uncharacterized. The record is from RefSeq and is a predicted model, not a curated record. Lineage: Eukaryota; Metazoa; Mollusca; Bivalvia; Ostreida; Ostreidae. The coding region runs from base 1 to 387 and encodes 128 amino acids. The transcript has 4 exons.